Molecule: messenger RNA, 2937 nt
Organism: Acanthoscelides obtectus
Lineage: Eukaryota; Metazoa; Arthropoda; Insecta; Coleoptera; Chrysomelidae
Source: the annotation of a GenBank genome assembly
AGAAAAAUCGCCGGACGUCACAUUGCGUGGGGUGUGGGGGUCAGAUCCACGACCAGUGGAUCCUGAGGGUUGCACCGGACCUCGAGUGGCACGCUGCCUGUCUCAAGUGCCAGGAGUGCCAACAGUUCCUCGACGAAUCAUGUACGUGUUUCGUCAGGGACGGAAAAACUUAUUGCAAGAGGGAUUACGUGAGACUGUUUGGUGCGAAAUGUGACAAGUGCGGUUCCUCAUUCUCCAAAAGCGACUUCGUGAUGCGUGCGAAAACGAAAAUCUACCACAUUGACUGUUUCCGGUGUUGCCAGUGCGCCCGGCAGCUGGUGCCGGGCGACGAGUUCGCGUUGCGCGAAGGUGGCGCCCUCUAUUGCAAAGAGGACCACGACGUCAUGGAGAAGACGUCGUUGACGCCAGGCGGCGCUGGCAACACGCCAGGCGAAAGCAACAACAACACCAGCCUCAGUAACAACAAUCACAACAACAAUUCCACGGAGUUGGGGUGUAUGUCAGACUCGGGCAGCGAAAGCGGCUCGCACAAAGGCGGUUCCGGUUCUGCUGGAUCCGGUGGCGGAGGCGGCGUCUUGCGCAAAUCGGGGGGCGGUACGCACGGCGGAGGCGGUACCGCAGGCAGUGACGGCAAACCGACGCGCGUGCGCACCGUCCUCAACGAGAAACAAUUGCACACGCUGAGAACCUGCUACGCGGCCAACCCAAGGCCGGACGCGCUAAUGAAGGAACAACUGGUCGAGAUGACCGGUCUGUCGCCCAGAGUGAUCAGAGUGUGGUUCCAGAACAAGCGGUGCAAAGAUAAGAAAAAGACGAUACUGAUGAAGCAGCAGAUGCAACAGGAAAAGUAUUACGUGCAGGACGGGCGCAAGCUGGGAUACGGCGCGAUGCAGGGCAUCCCUAUGGUGGCGUCAUCGCCCGUACGACAUGAUUCGCCCCUAAGCGGGGUGCACCCCUUGGAGGUGCACGCAUACCAACCGCCCUGGAAGGCGCUCAGUGAUUUCGCGCUGCAUUCGGACCUGGAUCAACCGGGACACCAACCAGCCUUCCAGCAGCUUGUCAACCAGAUGCAUGGCUACGAUCUACCUCCGUCCAUGGGCGGCCCAGGCGCGGGCGGUCAAGGCGGCGGCCCCCAGCAUCCCGGCGCCCUUUUAGGCCUCGGGGGUCCUGGCCCCGGCGGCGGCGGUGGGGCUCCGCCUCCUCCAGAUGCCAUGGCACACCCUGACAGCACCGACAGUUACGUCACGUAUGGAGACAGCGACGACAGUCUGCCAGCCAGCCCCUAACGCAGCCCUAGGUGCCGAUGAUUAGAUAACGCCAGCGCCGAGGUCAUCUGCGGAUUGUUGAUGGGAUUGUGGAGGAUGUAAAAGAGAUGCGACCAGUAAAAAUGGAAGAAUCUGUUUUUUUAUUUUUGUUGAAGUUUUUAUUAACAACCAACGGAGGCUAAAAUUCAUUAGAAACUUUUCGAUCUCUUUACUGCAUAGGUACCCUCCAUUUCAAAAAUAGUGUCAUAGACUUCGUUAUUAUAAGGCAGCCUAUGAAUAUGAAACUUACAACUUACACCAAUUUUGUUGUUACAAAUUAAUGAAACUUCUGGAAAUUGGUGAAAAUUAUGCUCAAAGAUUCCAUUACAUACAAACAGGCCAAGCUAAUAAAAGCGUGUUAAAAAUCGCUAGAAUCAUGUGUCAAAAUUAUCAUAGCGGUUUAACUUUUAACUUUAACUAUCGAAAUUCAUUCAGAAUCAGGCCUCCAGUAAUGGAAAAAAAUCUUCCACGUAUCAAAUCAGUUUGAACAACGUUGAGAGAGUAAAUAACUGGUAUUUGAAGCCUCUGUUGGUUUUUAAUAAAACAUUUAAGAAAAGUUAAAGUACGACCCCGACGCACACAAACAUGGAAGAUAUCACCAAUAUUUUAUUUAUGUUUCAAUAAAAAACGAACUGAGGCCAGACAGUUCAACCACAUUUGUAUACGGAACCAAAUUCACCACGAAUGACGUUUAUUUUCAUCAACUUAAUAAUUUAGUUUUGAAUUCUGGGGAUUGGUGCUUGCUACUACCCUUAUUGUACAAUAAUUUGAGAAUUCUUAUUUAGACGCUAAAAAAUAACUUCACUGACUUCCCGGUCGUCAUAGAAAUAUCACUUGCGUUUUUGCAUUUAUACCUGGGUGUCCCAAAAAAAUUUGAAAUUAUUUUAAUAGAAAAACUAUGGAAGAUAUUCGAAAACGGUUUUCGCAGCAACAUGGAUUGCUUACUCGUGUACUCUUAUAAAUUAUUUGGAAGAAUACAGGGUGACAUUAUUCCAUGGCACAACAAACAUGUUUUUUUAAUGAAACACCCUAUAUUUGGAAAGACUUUUCCAAAACAAGAAUACUGAUGUAAUACACAUAUAUAGUUUAUAUAUGUAUAUUACAUCAGUAUAUAUAGUGUUUUAGUUGUCACUUGUUAUUUUAUCAUUAUUCUGAAAAAAUGCUUAUUUUUUAAGACUUUGAAUUCCCCCAUUUUGCUCAGAUUUCCAAUGAAUUUUGAAGAGAAGUUGAAACAGUACGUACACUACUUCAAGCUUAACCGCAGUUACCAAUAAUGAUAUCUAUAUACAAGGUGUUGCAAAGCGCAAAAUGUUUUUUGACUGAAUGAAACGCCCUGUAUAUUUUCCGUCAUCAGAUAAGCUUUCAAAAGCUUUUUUUUGUCUAAGGUUUAUACAAGAUUAUUUAACGGUUAUUUCUAAAAAUUCUAGAAAAUCGUAUAAUAGGGAAUAUGCACAUUUUUUGUAUUUCCUAUCCAUUAUUCACGUUAAUUUAAACCGUUAACACAUUUCAUUCAUGCAAAUGUCUUUAUUUUUGCAAUUAAAUAUUUCAAACUGCAAUGCCAAAGACUUUGAUUUAAACGCGCUUUGCAGUGUCGUCACAACACAUGGUUCGUCAUUUUAUGCUAUAUUUAGGC